AUGAAACACACUGUACCUUCCGAUUCCGCUUCCGCUUCCACCCCGGAGGCCCCACCCAUUGACAGCCCCACCGCAAACGCGAACACAACUCAGAGCGCAAGCGAACAGCUCUUCGCACAUGCUGCCCUCUCAGAAAAGGAGGAAGCAGAGGCCCUCGCACGACAAGCCGCCAUCCUCGCCUCCACCGGGGGUGUGCACGAGAACUGGACAGGCGAGGAAAGGAUGCAGGACGCCGUCCUCCGCAUGCUCGUGGACAAGUACAAGCCCUUCCGCACGGGAAGGGUGAUGUCGGCCGAGGAGAAGAUGAAGAUGAGGGGCGGAGUGCCUUCGAUAGGUUCGAAUCAGGUACCGGACGACAUACGAAUGCAAGAACCUGUGUGGACACCCCCGCUCGCACCGACGACGGGCUCAUGGGCGACUGAACCACUUCUUCCGUCGACGGAGGGACACGAGCCGUGGCAUACGACGUUCAAGGCGCCGUCGCACGUGGCGUCGAGCGUGAAGCUCGCGCAGAUGCCUGCACAACCGUCCCUACCCUCAUCAAAGGCUAGGGGCAUAUCGAGCAUAGAUGACCCGCAGGUGAGGAGAGUGGAAAAGGAGGAAAGGAAGAGGAAAAAAACGGUUGGGAGGCUGACGGAGGCGAGAGAGGCGACGUUGGAUUAUCGGAUGGGGGUUGGGUUCGGGGCGAAAGGCAAAGUUGGUGGGGGUGUGGGUACGGGUAGGAGUCCGGGAGGUGGUGCAAGGCCGAACCCUGUGAGUGUGAAAGGGUGGACGAGCUUGGUCGAAGAACGGAUUGAGCAAGCCCGCCAAGCAGGUCUGUUCAAGACUGUCAAAGGCCGCGGUCAGCCCAUCAUGCGCACCACGGAGGAGUACAAUCCCUUCAUCGCACGUGAAGAAUUCUUGAUGAACCGUAUUGUGCAAAGAAACGGCGCUGUGCCUCCGUGGGUGGAGAUACAAAGCCAACUAGAAUCAGCCGCAUCCUCCUUCCGCGAGAUCCUCGCCCAAUCCUGGACGCGUCGCGCCGUCCGCAUGAUCGUCCUCGCCUAUCCACCUCCCAUCCUGCCCACCCUCACGCUCGAUGAUAUCAAGAGGCAUCGCGACACUGAAUGGGCCCAAAAAGAGCGUGCAUACCAUGAGAGGGCGGUGGAAGAGCUGAAUGGGCUGAUGAGGAAAUAUAAUGGCAUGGCGCCGUAUGCGGUGCGGAGGAGCUAUUAUAUCAGAGAGGUUGAACUAGAGAAGGUGUAUAAGGAGUGUGCGGAGGGCAUUUUGGUCGCACUCAGGGAUAGGAGUGGUGCGGUUAGUGAAGGAGUUGGAGCUGGGAUUGGAGGUGACGGUGGUGGUGGUGGAGGCGUUGGUGUUGGAGAUAGUUCUGGAGGUGCAGCGGGGACCAACCCCCAGCUUUCGCCUGCUGGAGGCGGAGAUUCGCUCGUGGCAUGGCUGCGCGCCAUUUUCCGCCGGCUGUUUGGCAUAAGGACUUAA
Molecule: messenger RNA, 1479 nt
Organism: Cyclocybe aegerita
Lineage: Eukaryota; Fungi; Basidiomycota; Agaricomycetes; Agaricales; Hemipholiotaceae
Source: the annotation of a GenBank genome assembly